This is a messenger RNA of Acanthochromis polyacanthus (spiny chromis), 2599 nucleotides long. It is a transcript of the gene buc2l, whose product is annotated as bucky ball 2-like. The transcript has 4 exons. Lineage: Eukaryota; Metazoa; Chordata; Actinopteri; Pomacentridae. Bases 12 to 2465 code for a protein of 817 amino acids. The record is from RefSeq and is a predicted model, not a curated record.
UUGUUCAGAUCAUGGAGGCAGCCACGUCUACCAUGCAGCACUCUGUCGGUUUGGGCCCUCGAGGUCCCAACCCACCGCAUGGAGCUCAGCCGGCCCAGGGGCCUUCUAACCAGCCGAGUCAGGGGCCUUCAGGAGCCUCCCGACCAGAGGAGCAGCACCACCAGAAGCCCUUCUUCUACAUCCAGCCGUCACAGCCUUACCUUCCCAUGCAGAGUCUGCAGUGGUCUGUUCCUGUUCAGAUGCAGCUGUCCUAUAACCCCUACUACGGCUACUCUGGUUUAGGUUAUGGGAUGCCAGUGAUGCCCCAGUAUCAGCCCAGUGCAUACAUGGAGGCUCCUGGUUUCAUUGUCCCCCACACCCACCUCCACCUGAUGGACUACAGGCGCCUCCUCAACCCCCAGUAUUACCAAACCAUGGCCUUCCACUCCCGCAGGUUCCGCUACCAACAAAACCCCCCUCCCAGAGAAACGGCCAGCUGUGAGGUUCAAACCGAGCCGCUAGCUGCAGCCCAAAGGACCAGCACCCAGAGUUCUGGUGAGGUUCCCAGUGUCCCCCCAGUUCAUAGCAGCGACCCCACCACCGUUGUCCCACCACCACUUGUGCAGAAGACGGAUCAGUCUCCGGAGCUCAAGGACCCGACGCCUUCUCCCACCACCAGGUUGCCAUCAAACAGCAGCUUUGUGAUCCAGACAGAGGAGGUGAGGAUUGAAUGCUGCACUGCACCGGUUGGACUACAGCUGCUGCAAAAGGCGGCAGAAAUGAUCCAGCACAACUCCAUGUUGCAAAGUCCAGUCCUGCCAGACGAUGCACCGAACCUCCCUGCAGACCAGUCGGAUGAGACGCUUCAGGUUUGUCCCGACAUCUUGUUAGAUGGGACACCCAGCACCAAUGAGAAGACUCCUACUGGCGAGGAGUGCAAGAACCAGAUGGACCCUGUGAAUGAGAAUCUUGAAUCUGAAGAAGCAGCCAGUGGCAAAUCUGAGGAGUCAGAAAGUGAGAAAAAUCAAAAUUUCAGCUGUACAGUCAUCCACAUGCCGUUUGGUCAGAAGUACCUUGAUAAACUGAGGAAGAUGGAGACCCCCGUUUGGUCAGUGGAGGAAAAUCUGAUUCCCUCCCCUCAGUCAGGUUCCUGGAAUGUCUCCACAGAUUCUCAGGAUGAAACGCUGAUGGGUGUAGCUGAUGUGUCGUCACCACAGAUGCUGAUAGAGGAGGCUCCAGCCAAAGACAUCGUCCCUGUGAUUGAGAUGUCUUCUCUGGCAGAAGAUGAAGGGAAGGAGAUGCUGCCCACUGUGGAGGAGAUGAGGUCUGAUGCUGAUAUCUGCCCUGUAAUGGACAUCCCUGUUUCAGAAAAGGCGCGUAUGAUCGAGGUGAUUCACUCAGCACAGGUGGAUGUUGCUUCAAACUCGCCUCUGAAGGCUGAUAGGAACCAACACAGGCGAGAAUCAACCAUCCAGGACCAUCAGGACACCUCUUUUGAAUCAUUGCCGGCCUACCUCCCCUCGACAAGCUGGUUAGCUGACUCUGAUCACAGCCACUACUGCAACAAGAUGCCUGUGGCUCCCAAGAAGCAGACCAGACCUGUGAACAGUCAAAGUGUAGAUUUGCCAACCAGAAGAAGAAAACUAGAAUCGGAUUACAAAGAACAGCCCAACAUUCGCAAGUCUAAAGAGAGGUACAAGCCCAAAGGCAAGGCAGAUCGACGAAGUCUCUCUGACCAUGAGUGCUGCAUGAAGAGAAGCUUCAAUGAGAACAUGUUCAGCGAUUAUGUGUCCAAGAGGGAACAACUUUGCUCCAGAUGUUUGGCGAAACAAAGGAUCUGCACGUCUGCCGGUCCGGUACUUGAAGGCAAGAGCUUGAAAAGAAAAGCUGCUCCCUUCCAGCAGUGGAACGACGUCCUCUUACCAACAUGUGACUCCUGUAAAUCUCACAACAAGAGGCGACCGAUGAGAAACGGUUCUAACCCUGAUGUUCGUGGUCCUCAUCACGGACACGACACCGAGGGAGAAUCCUCUGAGAACAGCUGCUGUCGCACGAGACCAAAAUGGAGGCCAGUUGAUGAUCCCAGGAAGCUCACGGACAUCAAGAGGCCGUUGGUGUCCAAGCAGAACCAGGAGAAAUGUCCUGCAGCGAUAUAUCCAAAGCUGAGGGAGAAGAACUGUUCGUGCAACGAGCUUCAACAUCAGCCGCUCACAAGGGAGCGACUUCGACACUGUCCUCAUGGCAACACCAUCAAAGAAAUGGACGAGAACUGCACCAUGCCGGUUCCCCACCAGGAAAAAUGGAGGAACGUGGACCACGUAUAUCUCCCACCCAGGUGGUCAUCUGCAGAGAACUCGUGGAUGGGACUGAUGCCCAACAUAGACACUGACGGCUGCAAGAACAAAACAAGGUCACAACACAUGAACAUGCACAGGAAUUCACAACCACUAUCACAAGGAACUUGUAGAAAAGAUACAAGAUGCUGAUUUGCACAAGAGCACAGUUCAACAAAGUGAAAAAUCACACGUUCUUUUAACGGUUUUGUACACAGAAUUUAUUUAUAUUACACUUAAUUUAAUUGCAUAAUUAAUCACAACGUCCACUAUUUAUUAUUGUUCAA